GCGUGUGCGGCUUCUCCGGUCGCCUGCCGGGCGCCCGCUGAGCCCUGGGCUGGGCUGCCCCCGCCCCCCGCCCCCCGCCCCCGAGUUUGUACCACGGGGACGCGAAACGACCGAGGAGCCUGACCGACACGUGAAAGCAGACGUCCCCGACUUUUUUUUUUUUUUUUUCCCUUUUUGCCACUUUCCUCGUCAAGGCUCCCAGGGGCCUUGCCGCUGCCGGUGGCCCUGUUAAAAUCAGUUUUCCUCCGGAGUUCGCCCACCUCAGCAUCGUCUGCCAAAUGCCUACUGUGUGCCGGUCGCUGCUCGGGGCUCUAAGGCGCCUCUGAACCUGGUUAGGGUGUCGGGGGAGCCAGGGAGUCCCCCCCCCCGAUCAGGCCGCCGGGACCCUGUGGGUGCGUAAGUUUAGUCUGAGUGUCGCCGACAGCAAGCAUGGGCAGCACAGCGACGAGAAGGAAUGAUGAACCGCAGCCUUGCUCCUGAAUCUUAGAGCCCAGGGGUGCGCGGAGGAGGCCUCUGCCCGCUUUCGCUGGGCUGCUGUACCCCGGCCAAGCUGCAGUUCACGGUCUCCCCGCGACCUGGCAAGUCGAGUCGCCUGCCAACCUGCUAUUUCCCCAACGAACACCAGAAAGUGUCAUCUGUGAUAUGAGCCUGGUUGAUGAUACGUUAGCAAGUAAGACAGAAACGAAGCCAGAAAGACCUCAGAAUUUCAUCAUGAUGUGAGCAACUCCUUUGCCAAAUUCGAUCGUGCUUUACAAAUACAGUUUUUCCUCAAGGUUUUAUGGCCUUUACAAUGUAAAGGCUGCAGACUUAAGUCUAACUACAUUGUUAAUUUUCUCUAUUACUUUCUUUUUUUUUUUUUUAAGGUUUUAUUUAUUUGCGAGAGAGAGAGAAUGAGAGACAGAGAGCAUGAGAGGGAGGAGGGUCAGAGGGAGAAGCAGACUCCCUGCCGAGCAGGGAGCCCGAUGCGGGACUCGAUCCCGGGACUCCAGGACCAUGACCUGAGCCGAAGGCAGUCGCCCAACCAACUGAGCCACCCAGGCGCCCAAUAUAAUUCCACUUUUUAAAAAAAAUUUUAUUUACGUAUUUGACAGAGAGAGGCAGAGAGCACAAGCAGGGGGCGUGGCAGGCAGAGGGAGAGGGAGGGCAGACUCCCCGCUGAGCAGGGAGCCCAAUGUGGGGCUCGAUCCCAGGACUCCAGGAUCAUGACCUGAGCCGAAGGCAGUCGCCCAACCAACUGAGCCACCCAGGCGCCCUUCUCUAUUACUUUCUUAAGUCUAGAUUGGGGGUUCGGUCAGAUGGCAAAUAUUUUAGGCUCUGCCAGACACGUAUAAUCUCUGUCGCAUAUUCUUUGUUUUGUCUACCCCUCUUUUCAACCUCCAAGCUCUGAACUAUGGAAUUUUCAGAUCCCCACAAUAUAAAUAUUCCUCUGAUGGCCAAUUUCAGGCUACCAACGUGGAGUGUCUAAGUGCAGGGUUGAGAAUGCGAUUUCCAGCAUACAGAUCCAAUAGAUGUAAAUAACCUCAAGAGCAUAGGUCAUGGUAGGAUAAUUGGGAAGUAAUGUGUUUUGAGACCUUGUUGUCAAUAGUGCUGAUUUUGCUGUAAGUUUAUAUAAUUUAAUUUUUGAUAAUAUCUGUUUAACAGCAGGCCCACAGAAUUCCUGAAAAUUUAACAUUUGGUUCUCAUGAGCCAGCUCCAGCUUGGCACUGGUCUUACCUCUAAGUGGAGAUGGGGGUGGGUAGGUUAGGCUUCUGGGUUGGUGGUCAAUGUUCAGUUUCUUCACCUGGGUUCCACUUAGGCACACCCCAAGGGGACCCCCAGUGAGUCAACAGCCUGUAUCAUUCCCCCACUUCUGAGUGUGGGCCAGACCAGUCACGUGCUUCUAACCAAUAAUAGAAUUUGGUGAGAGGAGUAGGAUGUCCCUCCCUUGACGAUAUCAUGUCAUAUGUGAAGGAUGAUGGAUGUCACGCCCAUCAUGCUCAUGUUCCUGGGGUGACUGGAGACAGACUCUCCUGCUGGCCUUGCAGGAGCAAACAGCCAAGUGAAGAGCCCCUGGAUAUGACCAUGUGGCAGGAGACUGUGGGCAGCCUCCGGGACCUGAGGGUGGCCUCCAGCCAGCAGCCAGGAAGAAGCUGGGGCCCUCGGUCAUGCAGUCACAAGGAUAUGCAUCUGCUGGCGACCCGAAUGAGCUUGAAAGGGUCGCACCUCCAGAAGAGAACAAAGCUCAGUCUGUACCUGGAUUAUAGAUAGCCCCAUGAGACCCUGCAAAAGCCAAGCCCUGGCUCCUACCCCACAGAAGUGGAAGUUUAUUCUAAAUAUCCUCCAGGACCUGCAUUUGCUACUCUUGGCGUGGUAAGAAAAUGCUUGCCAGGGAGGAUUUCCAACCUGGGACUGUGGUCAUGUGCGUUUAGAAGCGGGUAAGAAACAGGCAGCCGCUCCCUGUGGCCUGGAGUCCGUGACGUCCAAUCUCAUUUUGUCUUGCUGCGUUUGGCUCCAUCGUCUUCCCUGUUCAGACCUCAGAGGAUUUCUGGUUGCACUCCUACACUUGGGUCUGUGGGUUUUUUUAAGCUUGAGUUCCGAUGAUAAUUUUAGGUUGAAACAUAUGAAAUUAGUGACCGUGGGCUGCAGUUGACCUUUCUUGAACGGCAGUAGUGAUCCAGCCCGAUGAUGAGCAGCAUGACUGAGAUCUGGCUUAUCUACCAGGCGCUGCACCAAGCCUUCUACACACAGGACCCCCCCAUCUAGCCUGGAGGUUUACGGGAAGUGGGGAAAAUGAGGCAUGGGGUGGGAUCGAGUAACGUGCCCAGGGUCACGCAGGUAGUAAGUGUGGGAGCUGCACCUGAAACCUGCGGGGGUUGUCCACGCACCCACUACACCUGUGUGCCGUCAGCUCUCCUAACCUCAGGGGCAGAAGCAUAUUGUCACCUGUGUGGGUGACGAAGCAUUUUGUAGGAAAGAUUAAGGGACAGCUUUUUGCCUAUGUAUUUUAGAAAAUUCCCCUUCAGCUAAUAAAUUUCAGCAAUUUGCAAGGAGCAGGGGGUACAGAGAGCCCGAGUGGGCUUUGACAACACCUUGGUCUGGGAGCUAAACCAGCCGCGGCCCUCAGGUGCCCCCCUUCACUUCUUUAAACUUCUGUUCACUUGUCUACACUGUCAAACGGGGCUGGUGAUCAUGCCUUCACGGGGUCUUUUAGAGAAUGAAAUAAGAUAGUCGAGGUGCUUGCACGGCGCCUGGCACACAGCAAGAGCUCAAUAAAGGUUAACGGAAAUAAAGUAUGAUGCAGCGAAUUGCCAAAGGGAGAGAUCUGCUUGUGGGACUAGUCUGGUUAAUUUUUCACCAGCAGCUUCUGUGUGCUGGGACGAGACACAUCGAGCUGAGUCUCCAUCCUCCCCACUGUCGAACCAGGACAACAAUGGUCUCUAACCACCUCCCAAGGAUGGAUGAGAAGGUGAAACUGCAGGGGUCAUGGAGAAGAUCGUGCACUCUUAGGUGCACUUUUCGAUUCCCCAGCACGGCCAUAAAGAUCCAGUUCACAUCACUGUACCGUCAGGAAGAGGCCCCGGCGUCUCCCCUCCGGCCCCUCUACCCGCAGAUCUCCCCUCUGAAGAUUCAUAUUCCGGAGCCGGAUCUCCGCAGCUUGGUCAGCCCCGUCCCGUCCCCAACCGGCACCAUCAGUGUUCCCAACUCCUGCCCGGCCAGUCCCCGUGGGGCCGGGUCGUCCGGCUACCGCUUCGUUCAGAACGUGACCUCGGACCUGCAGCUGGCCGCAGAGUUUGCCGCGAAGGCCGCCUCAGAGCAGCAGACAGACACGUCCGGGGGCGACAGCCCUAAGGAUGAGUCGAAGCCGCCGUACUCGUACGCUCAGCUGAUCGUGCAGGCCAUCUCGUCCGCACCGGACAGGCAGCUAACACUAAGCGGGAUCUACGCCCACAUCACCAAGCAUCACCCUUACUACCGGACGGCUGAGAAAGGCUGGCAGAAUUCAAUCCGACACAACCUCUCUUUGAACCGUUACUUUAUUAAAGUCCCUCGUUCCCAGGAGGAGCCUGGGAAGGGGUCUUUUUGGCGAAUAGACCCUGCCUCAGAAGCGAAGCUCGUGGAACAGGCAUUCCGAAAACGGAGGCAGAGGGGCGUCUCCUGUUUCCGCACCCCGUUCGGGCCUCUGUCGUCCAGGAGUGCUCCAGCUUCACCCACUCACCCUGGGCUAAUGUCCCCUCGUUCUAGUGGCCUGCAGACCCCAGAGUGCCUGUCUCGAGAGGGCUCACCCAUUCCACACGACCCUGACUUUGGGUCAAAGCUAGCUUCUGUUCCAGAGUAUCGCUAUUCCCAAAGCGCACCUGGCUCUCCGGUCAGCGCCCAGCCGGUGAUCAUGGCCGUGCCUCCCCGGCCGCCCAGCCUGGUGGCCAAGCCCGUCGCCUACAUGCCAGCAUCUCUAGUGACGGCACAGCCGCCCUCGGGCCACGCGAUCCACGUGGUGCAGCAGGCCCCCCCCGUCACCAUGCUCAGGGUGGUCACCACCUCCGCCAGCUCUGCCAACGGGUACAUCCUUGCCAGCCAGGCCUCGGCAGGGGGCGCCCACGAGGCGGCGGGCACAGCCGUGCUGGACCUGGGCGGCGAGGCCAGAGGCCUGGAAGAGAAGCCCACCAUCGCGUUCGCCACCAUCCCCGCCGCCAGCCGCGUCAUCCAGACCGUGGCCAGCCAGAUGGCCCCGGGUGUCCCCGGACACACGGUCACCAUCCUGCAGCCAGCCACGCCGGUGACCCUCGGGCAGCACCACCUCCCUGUCCGGGCCGUCACUCAGAACGGGAAGCACGCGGUCCCCACGAACAGUUUAGCCGGCAGCACUUACGCCCUCACGAGCCCCCUGCAGCUCCUGGCGGCCCAGGCUAGUUCGUCCACGCCGGUGGUGGUCACACGGGUGUGCGAGGUGGGGCCCGAGGAGCCGGCGGCAGCGGCCGCCACCCCAGCGACCCCGGCCACCGCUGCCACCUCUGCCUCUUCCACCGGGGAGCCCGAGGUCAAAAGGUCACGCGUGGAGGAGCCCAGUGGGACUGUGACGGCGCAGGCCGGCGUGAUUGCGGCCGCCGGCCCGCAGGGACCCGGAACCGGGGAGUGAAGUCACCUGCGUGUCGGCUGAGUGGGAUGCUCGCCAGAAGGGAUUCUGGAGCCGGGCCCUGACCGCCGGCCUCCUGCCGCCUGUGGACCGUGACGUGGAGGCUCCACGCUGACCUGCGCACGUGCCGAGCGGACAGGGCGGCCUCCACCCGCCUGCACCCGGACACGCUCGUCCUCCUUGUUCUGUCUCCUGCCCCUGCUGUGGUUUAAAACAAAACACAUAAACAAGUUCAGACAGCUGAUUGUACGAUUCGGGAAUGCUUGUUUUUAUUUUCCUUCUCCCUCACACCGUCUUCUCUCCCAGGCCUGUGGUCGAGGGCUGGAUCACGGGCCGACCCGGCCACGUGCAGAGGCGAGGCUUCCAGAGCAGCCUUCGGCCCCGAGGACGGACAGAGGCCUGCACGGGAGGGGCCGGCGGGCAUAAGGCCCGUCGGCCGAGUGGGAGGAGGCCGGAGAGAGGCAGGACCUGUCAAAGCUCAGACUGUUGUGGGCUUUUCGCCCUAAAAUAGUGACCUAGAAAGUCUUGGCAUUAAUCGGGGAGAGGGGGAUCUGGUUUGGCUUUGGACCCCAAAUACUUCCUGUCUUGUUGAAACGCAUUGAGGCUUAAUCUUAAAUCUGAGGUAAACGCAGAAGGAAGCUUGUGUUUGUGAGGUCCGCAUCUGUGGACGGUGGCUGUGGGUCCGGGCUGCGGACAGGCAUUAAUCCCGUGAGGAGUCGCCGCUGCCGCUCUGUCUGCUAACUUCAAGAAAGAUCGACGGCGCCUGGAUUGGCUUUGGGGGCAGAGAGUUGUCUGGGUGAGGAGCCGGCGGCCCUCGUCCAGAGGCUCCGAAGCCAGGAAUCCGUGAGCCCUGCGUCCUCUGUGGGCCUGAGGCCCCAGCGCCUGGACGCCGUGGGACGCACAGCGCUGGCAUGGGCCUCUCCCACCACCACUGUCACCGAGUCACACUCGCUUUCCCGCCGACACGUACCUCCUGCUGUGCGUCCCGCCGUCUCCUGCGUCUGCCGCUCUGGGGCCACGAGCGGUGGCCGCACCGCCCCUGCGCCCGGCUCUUGCGGACUCCGUCGGUCUUGCCCUCGAGCCGACGAGUGGCACCAGCUCCCCUGGGAGGAACCCCUGCCCUUGCAGACACGCCCCUGCUGCCUGGAGCUGUCACCGGACAGGAGGUGAGCCCGCGCUGCCACAUUUAUAGCCCAGUUCGGGAUCCAGAUUAUAGUUCUCCAGCUCCCCGUGGAGAACGUUCUCAGGAAAUGUUAAGCGCGUCUGUGAAAAGUGACUUUAAACUGGGCUGGCCGCCUCGGCACUGGACCCCACCCGGCACAGCAGCCCCUGGCCCCGCACAGAAGCCCAGCGGGGACAGUUUUUCUUCCUGGAAGUAGCCUGUCCUCGGCAUUAGUCUCCCCUCAGCAAAGCUGCCUGCCCCUCCCGCCCCGAGAGAGCGUGCGGCCCCUGGAAAGCCGCCGAGAGAAGGAGGCCUCGCGGGCCACGUCAGGUACUGGCUCAGAACGAGAGGGAAACCGGGGAACACAAUCUCGAGGCCGUUCGGGCGAGAUUGGCUUGUGUGCCGAGCGUGCCGUGCCCGACGGCAGGGCUCGUCGGUGGCCAGGGUGGGUGUGACGAGCUGUCUCGCUGCCACAUUUGCCCGUUGCCGGGGCCACGUGCAGAGCAUCCUCCUGCCUGGCCCAGGGUGACGCCUGUCCUGGCGUCCCUCAAGCCCCGAACCAGUCGUUUUCUAUGGCACCAACCUUUAAGUGGGAAAAAAGCUCUUUUGUGAAAUC
This is a messenger RNA of Mirounga angustirostris (Northern elephant seal), 6888 nucleotides long. RefSeq names its product forkhead box K1 (gene FOXK1). The transcript has 11 exons. The coding region runs from base 3272 to 5113 and encodes 613 amino acids. Lineage: Eukaryota; Metazoa; Chordata; Mammalia; Carnivora; Phocidae. Gene Ontology annotation, biological process: regulation of transcription by RNA polymerase II. The record is from RefSeq and is a predicted model, not a curated record. Gene Ontology annotation, molecular function: DNA-binding transcription factor activity, RNA polymerase II-specific; RNA polymerase II cis-regulatory region sequence-specific DNA binding; protein binding.